Messenger RNA from Colletotrichum tamarilloi, 1374 nucleotides. RefSeq names its product acyl-CoA dehydrogenase. NCBI's taxonomy places the organism in Eukaryota, Fungi, Ascomycota, Sordariomycetes, Glomerellales, Glomerellaceae. Gene Ontology annotation, biological process: L-leucine catabolic process. Gene Ontology annotation, molecular function: 3-methylbutanoyl-CoA dehydrogenase activity; flavin adenine dinucleotide binding. The record is from RefSeq and is a predicted model, not a curated record. The annotation marks the transcript as partial. The transcript has 2 exons.
AAGGUAACUUGGAUCAUCAAUCGUAGGAGAAGUUGUUGUUCUUCAUUUCCUCUCUUUUCAACUUAUUCUAUUCUCGAUUUCGUUGCACAACCUACAGCCAUGUCAAGUGUUAGAGCAUUCAGAUCGUUGGCGCGGCCAGCGCGUCAAUUGCGACCCGUCGCUGCCCCCGCCCUCCAGAUCCGUCACCACUCCUCUAAGCAUCCCAAGGGGUUUGAAGCACCGUCACAAGCCGAUCUUACCGAGCUGCGCGAGCGCGUACAGGAGUUCACAAGGCGCGAGAUCACAGAGGAAGUUGCCGCGAACACGGACAAGAGCAAUGCCUUCCCCAAUGAGAUGUGGCAAAAGCUGGGCGAGGCGGGUUUCCUGGGCAUGACUGCCGAUGAAGACGUUGGUGGUCUGGCCAUGGGCUACCAGGCGCAUUGCGUCGUCAUGGAAGAGAUCUCGCGUGCUUCUGGCUCAAUUGGUCUCAGCUAUGCCGCCCACUCCCAACUAUGCGUCAACCAGCUCCAGCUCAACGGUUCUCCGGAGCAGAAGCAGAAGUACCUUCCCGGUCUGAUUGCCGGCACGAGCGUCGGCGCGCUCGCAAUGUCUGAGUCUGGCGCCGGCAGCGAUGUCGUGAGCAUGAGGACGACAGCGACGGCCGUCGAUGGUGGCUACGUUCUGAACGGCUCCAAGAUGUGGAUUACCAACGGUCCCGACGCCGACGUCAUCGUCGUUUACGCAAAGACGGAGCCCGAGAAGGGAUCCAAGGGCGUCACGGCGUUCCUCGUCGAGACCAAGACCAAGGGCUUCAGCUGCGCGAGGAAGCUCGACAAGAUGGGUAUGCGCGGAAGCAACACCGGCGAGCUCAACUUUGACUCCGUCUUCGUGCCCAAGGAGAACAUUCUCGGCAAGAUCAACGGUGGUGUGAGAGUUCUGAUGGAGGGUUUGGACCUGGAGCGUCUCGUUCUUAGCGCCGGACCUCUGGGCAUCAUGCAGGCCGCGCUGGACGUCGCUCUGCCCUUUACCCACCAGCGGAAGCAGUUCGGCAUCCCUAUCGCUCAGAACCAGUUCAUCCAGGGCAAGCUGGCAGACAUGUACACGAAGCUCCAGGCCUCCCGUGCAUACACAUACGCCACGGCCAAGGCUGUUGACGAGGAGGGGAUCAUCAAGACACAGGACUGCGCCGGCGCCAUCUUGUAUGCUGCCGAGAGGGCGACAGAGUGCACUCUGGACAGUAUCCAGCUUCUUGGCGGCAUGGGCUAUGUCGAGGAAAUGCCAGCUUCGAGGCUGUUGAGAGAUGCGAAAUUGUAUGAGAUUGGUGCCGGAACUUCGGAAAUCCGGAGAAUGGUCAUUGGAAGGGCAUUCAACAAGGAAUAUGCCCACCUGGCGUGA